Messenger RNA from Pyrenophora tritici-repentis Pt-1C-BFP, 777 nucleotides. The record is from RefSeq and is a predicted model, not a curated record. NCBI's taxonomy places the organism in Eukaryota, Fungi, Ascomycota, Dothideomycetes, Pleosporales, Pleosporaceae.
AUGGGGUUACACAACGAAGUGAAGGAGAAUAAGGUUGCCAAGGGCAAACGACUCCGCGCAGCGAUGCUGAACGGCGACUCACCAGGAAGUCAUUUCCUUGACCACCAACAACUCGCACAACACAACUAUAGCAGGUCCACUAUUUCACACCUCGUCUCAUUUCCCUUGGUUCAUAAUAUCAUAGCAGAACUUGGUCAAGGCAGCCAUAAUCUCCCCGUCCAAGUAACUUACAACCAAGAGAGCGUCGUUGGCGACAAAGAGUACACAAAACUUUAUGCGACGUUCAGAAACGUAGUAGACCGACCCAACGGCUUCCUCGUCGCAACCGAAAAUACGAAAUACGACCGCCCCACACAACCUGAGGUAUUGAACUAUUGGUCAGACAUAGCUUUUCUCGCAUGGACUGAACCCGUCGCAGAUGAAGAGAAGCGUGGCGGCGACCUGAAUUAUGUGCUCCGUUGGACCAUUACGAACAGAGAUACUGUCGUGGUGACCAGUAAGCUCCUGACAGACUACCGGGCAGAGGAAGAGGAGGAUGAGGAGUGGGUACCGGUGUGGCCGGGUAUUAGCUUCGACGCGGAUAGCGAGCAGGCGCAUGCUCUGCUGGGGACGCCGAAUGGAAGCGGUGUGGCUUGGUUGUUGGUGCAGCAUAAGCGGCAGUUGGGGCAUAAGGUUGUAAAGAAGGUGACGUUGUUUUAUACGAUUAGGAAUGUUGGGACAUUGCCACAGGAGUGUCAACCAAAUUUGCUGUUUUGGAUUGGGGAGGUGGGGGAGUAG